AUGAUGUUUCAAUCCACUGCUGCAGCUGGUCUGCUCCUCGCCAUCGGCGCGUCUGCCCAGUCGGUCAUUUCCAGUGGCCAAGGCUUUGGCACUUAUUACUACGACAUCGACCAGGUCGAUGCCUGUGGUACCACCUUUGAGUAUCAGAAUCAAGGUGGAGUCAUGUGCAGCUCUGAAACACUGCUCUCUCUUAACCAGAUGGACACCAACUACAUUGUUGCCAUGAACAACACUCAACUGGGUGCCGAUCCAUCCCUCUACUGCGGCAAGAGGGUUGUUGUCUCCGUCAAUGGACAGCAGUCCGACCUGCAACUCUUCAUCGGAGACGGCUGUCAGCGCUGUGGCACCGGCUCCUCCUCCAGUGAUACUUGGAAUGCAGAGGGUGCUCCAGGCCUCGAUUUCAGCUACUCAGUCCUCGACCAGUUGUCCGGAGGUAGCGCCUGUAACGAUGGCCACAUGUCCAUUUCAUGGGAAAUCCUGGACGAGACCAUCUACAAUUUUGAUGGCAGCUCUUCAGGAUUUGUCUCCAGAUCUAGCAGUUCUGACACAGCCACUGUGCAGUCCUCGGCUCAGUCUGCAACCCCGACAACGAUGAGAACCAGCGCAUCCACUGCCCAGUCUACUGCUUCAUCUUCGACCUGCUCAGACAAUGCAUGGCAGUGCAACGGUAAUGUGCUUGAGCAGUGCAUCGGCACUACAUGGACCCCCCGCGUUACGUGCGCUGCCGGUGCCAGCUGCCAGGGCGGUUCCAACCCAUACUGCAUUUAA
Molecule: messenger RNA, 768 nt
Organism: Penicillium subrubescens
Lineage: Eukaryota; Fungi; Ascomycota; Eurotiomycetes; Eurotiales; Aspergillaceae
Product: RlpA-like double-psi beta-barrel domain-containing protein
Exons: 1
Coding region: 1-768 (255 amino acids)
Source: RefSeq, a predicted model, not a curated record